AAAAAAACUCAAAAUGAUAACUUAAAUGGUGAAAAAUAUAACAAUUUUUUAAUUCAAAGUUUGAAGUAUUAUCGCAGAGAAAAGUAUUAGAUAAACCACUGUGAAGGCAUCGUCCGUUAUCAUAGUAUAAUAUGAUAAUAAUAAUUUCCCUUCGUCGUGAUAUAAAUUAAUAAAAAACGCGCGAAUUCAGCCUAUGUUCCGCGAACUGCGCACGGGCACACGCGCCGUGAUUUUGCCUUUGAAAAUUAAAAAUUAGAAAGCCAAGUGACUUGGUGUCAAACAUAAAGAUGGAGAAGAAAGGGAAGUUCCUGGGGCCGUCAUUGGCAACCCUGGACGAAGCUAUGCUUGCCACAGGUUUCGGCAUCUACAACAUCCUGCACAUGUUACUCAGUGGGCUGAUCCUCAUGGGCGUGAUCAUGCAGAGUCUCUCACUGGGCUACGUGCUGCCUGCAGCGCAGUGCGACCUGGACCUUAGUCUGCAGCAGAGAGGAUGGUUGGCGGCUAUACCUUUUUCGGCAAUCAUCCUCACCUCCUACUUCUGGGGUUGGCUUGCUGACACGAAAGGCCGUCGCUUCGUCAUGCUGUUCUCAAUGCUGAUAUCAGCUGUCUUCGCAGUGCUUGCCAGCUUCUCACCAGAGAUCAUAUCUUUUGCUAUACUGACGUUUACCUCUGCUGUAUUCAUGGCUGGUCCAUCAUCAGUGGUGUACACGUAUCUUGGUGAAUUCACAAACAUCCGCCAUAGAGACAAAAUCGUAGCUUUUGGCUCGUCCUUUGUUGGAAUAGGAACCGUUGUUCUACCAGCUGUCUCUUGGCUAAUCCUGCCCAUAGACAUCUCCCUGCCCAUAAAUUUCCUUAACAUCACCUAUCGUUCCUGGCGGUUACUGGUUAUCGCGUCCAACCUGCCCCUGGCUAUUGGCUUCGUGCUGCUGCUCUUCGCACCAGAGAGUCCUAAGUUCCUGAACGCGUGUGGAGACCAGGAAGGAUGCUUGAAGGUGCUGAAGCAGAUGUAUGCGGUGAAUAAGAGGAUGCCACAGGAUUCGUAUCCGGUGAAAGCGCUAGUAGAAGAGACACAAGCAGUAAAAGCGAUGGAGAGCACCAGUAUCACAAAUGUCCUCAAGUCGAUGCGCGACCAGACGGAGCCGCUGUUCAAGCCACCACUGCUGAAAUGGACCUUCCUUAUUUGCUUCAUACAGUUUGGAUUGUUUGGCACAACGAACGGAUUCUACGUAUGGUUCCCCACGAUACUCAAUUCAGUGGCUAAUCACGAAGGUAGCGAGACCAGAAUCUGCGAAAUCUUGAACGCUCAUCAGAAUGUGCCUAGCAAUGGCACUGAGGUCGUCUGUGACGACACAAUGAACACAGCCACCUUCGAGCUCUCCAUCUACAUAGGACUCGUGUUCUGCUCCAUGUACAUCAUUGUUGGCUUCCUCGUGGACUUCAUGGGCAAGAAGCUGAUCCUCAUAACCAUCCUCACUGGCACUGGGUUGUGUGGUAUUGGAGCUCAUCUCGCGCAUAGCCAGGUUGCGGUCGUGCUGUUCGCGAUCUUCCAAAUGUGUGGUGCUUGUAUUGGACUCACUAAUGCUGUUACUGUUGAGCUGUUUCCUACUAAGUACAGGGCGAUGGCAGUCUGUAUGUCAAUGAUGAUGGGCAGAGUGGGUUCCAUGGCUGGGUCUAACCUCAUCGGCAUGUUUCUCUCGACGAAUUGUGGCCUCAGCUUCUAUAUUUUUGGAGGACUUAUUAUUUCGUGUGCUCUUCUCUGCUUCACCCUGCCCGGUAAAGGCGAAAUAUCCCAGAAGAUAAUCAAAACGGAUCCGAUCAAGAACCAAACCCACGAACCGGCUUGAACCGGCGCAAACCGGAUCUGAAAUGGUCAAAACGAACGCUCAUAUGAGCCAAAAACUAUAAAAAAUUAAGGAAAAACUAACACUAAAACAUUAACUACUUUGUUGUGAAGAAAAGAGAGUUUGUUGUUGUGUUUCGCAAGCUUUAGUUUGAGUACAAAUUAUAUACCCAGCUUAUAAUCGAUGAAUUUAUAAAUUUUUAAUGUGAAUGUAUUUAUUCAAAUGUAUAUAACUAGAAAAUUUUAAUUUUAAGCAUAACUAACAUUAAUUUUAUUGAAAAUGAAUGUAAACUUGGAUAACCAUAGUAGCUUAUUUGAAUGUUAUGUAUUUUAAAUGUAUUCAAUUAUGUCAUAAUAAUUUAUGAUGGAAAAAAGGUGUAAGACUCAAUUUUACGCAUUGGUUCUAAAGAAUGAAGAUUGAAAGAAUUACAAUAUAUGUAUUUUGUGACUGUGAUAUUAAUAUACUUAAGUAACAUAAGAUAAAAUAAUAACUUAAUAAAAUGUAAAAAAUA
Messenger RNA from Colias croceus (clouded yellow), 2352 nucleotides. RefSeq names its product organic cation/carnitine transporter 7-like. The coding region runs from base 288 to 1844 and encodes 518 amino acids. Lineage: Eukaryota; Metazoa; Arthropoda; Insecta; Lepidoptera; Pieridae. The record is from RefSeq and is a predicted model, not a curated record. The transcript is spliced from 11 exons. Gene Ontology annotation, biological process: transmembrane transport. Gene Ontology annotation, molecular function: transmembrane transporter activity.